AUAAAUGAUCUAAUAUCAACUAAAUUUGUUGAUCCACAACUAAUCCAGAAAUUUAGUUUUUAGAUUAUGCAUGGUUACAAAUUUGUGUCAUAAAUAAACCUGAAGAAGGUUAAGAAUAUAUAGAAUUGAAUUAUCAUCUCUGCAAGUCAAUUCUUGGUUCCUUCCUGAUCAAGUAAUAAGAGCGAUUACAUUUCCAUAUAAUUAUUUGUUUUCACAGGUAUUCUUUUACAGGGAGAUAGUGCAAAAUCUAUCACCUGGGCUCAAUAAAGAAUGGGACAUUGUUGGAGCAAGGGUUGUAUAUGUUGUCAUAAAAUUAAUAAUGGUGAUGGCGACAUGAGCAAUAGCCAAUCUGAACAUGUAAAAUGUAUAUGUAAAUGUGAUAGUGUUCAUCAAGUAAAUACCAUUCAGAAAUGGGAGGAAAAGUUACAUGAAGCAACUAAACAAGACAAGAUUAUCAUAGUAAAUUUCUGUUCAUCAUGGUGUUCUCCAAGUAAAUCGAUAGCACCAAUCUACUGCGAUCUUGCGGACAGAUAUUCUUCUGUCAUAUUCUUAAGUAUAGACACUAAUGAGCUUAGAGAGCUUAGUUCGUCAUGGGAGGUUAAAUCUACCCCCACAUUUUUCUUUCUGAAAGAUGGGAGACAAUUAGACAAGCUUGUCGGAGCCGACAAGCUAGAGCUGGAGAAGAAGACUGCUUAUGUUAUCAGUAUUGCAAAUGGCUCUGAUCAAACAAGAUAAUUGUGUUCAAGAUGACACCUUUACGACCUCAAAAGCACCACUAACACAAGAACAUAAUGAUCGAAUUCAGGAGACUCCGUCUGAUAUUUGGACGCUCGGAUGCAUUGUUUUUGAGAGGUUAACAGGCAACAAGAUUUGGGAUUCAAAUGCUGAUACCACAACUUAUGAGGUCUUGAAAAAGAUCGGUGGUUGCUGCGAAUUUGCCUAAAAUUCCUAGUCAGAUUUCGGAGGAUGCAGCGGAUUUCUUGAAAGCUUGUUUAGUGAAGAAGCCUGUUUUUAGAUUUUGUUGUAUAAAUUAGAUGAACAGGGUGUUAGAGAUCACAAGAGAUGAUGAAGUUUGAGGCGUGAAAAGAUGUCACUGCCCUAAAGUAUAUUUUGGUAUACAGGAUGCAACAAACUCUUCUAGUUAUUUGAACUAGGAGUAGAAACAACAGUUUAUAUAUUUAAUACAAUUGUAUCUCAUUAAUCCGAUAAAUUUUUAGGUGAACCGAGUUCACCAUGUAGGACUAUAAGCCGUCCACAAAUGAUGUGCCACGUGGCAUAAUUGUAAUAAAUAA
Mercurialis annua (annual mercury) is the source of this 1292-nucleotide messenger RNA. Its product is annotated as thioredoxin H4-1-like. The coding region runs from base 271 to 735 and encodes 154 amino acids. NCBI's taxonomy places the organism in Eukaryota, Viridiplantae, Streptophyta, Magnoliopsida, Malpighiales, Euphorbiaceae. The record is from RefSeq and is a predicted model, not a curated record. The transcript has 5 exons.